Messenger RNA from Galendromus occidentalis (western predatory mite), 2935 nucleotides. RefSeq names its product unc-45 myosin chaperone (gene unc-45). The coding region runs from base 1 to 2802 and encodes 933 amino acids. Gene Ontology annotation, cellular component: cytoplasm. Gene Ontology annotation, molecular function: Hsp90 protein binding. The record is from RefSeq and is a predicted model, not a curated record. The transcript has 8 exons. NCBI's taxonomy places the organism in Eukaryota, Metazoa, Arthropoda, Arachnida, Mesostigmata, Phytoseiidae.
AUGGUCACGAUGAGUGUGGACGAGCUAAAAGAGGAGGGCAAUCAAUUGUUCCGUCAGCAAGAUUAUUGUGCCGCAUUGGAGAAGUACAUGGAAGCCCUGAAGAUCACUACUGAGAGCGAUUUGCCCAACAAAGCAGUGCUACACAACAACAAGGCCAUGGCGUACUUGAAACUUGACAGGUUCGAAGAUGCCCGGGAAGAGGCUUCGACUGUCCUCCUGCUGGAUCCGAGCAACGUGAAGGCGCUGUUCCGAAGAGCGCAGGCAUAUGACGCUCUCGGGAAAACGGAUCUUGCGUUCAAAGAUGCGCGACAAAUCCUGCAUUUGGAACCGAAGAAUCAGACCGUCCUGCCACUCCUGGAACGACUCAGCGCCAAACUCCAGGAUAUCGCGAAAGAACAAUCUAGCACGAAGAGCAAAGCUGAAAGCAUGCUUAACGUUAUAAAAGAUCAAUCUCAGCCCCUAGACAAGAAGAUGGCAGCUGUCAACAAUCUAAUUGUCAUAUGCCGAGAGAGAGUCGGAGCCGAUAUCAUAACGAAGCUGCAGGGUGUUCAAACUCUGCAUUCGGCCAUGAAGAGUUUCAAGAACGAGGAAUUCAAUCACGCCGGUGUGAGAAUAUUCGGAGAAAUCUGUAAACGGGGACCUGACCAGAGCCUCAUGGUUGUGAAGAUUCUGGGUUUGCCCUACCUGCUGGACUUUUUCUGCUCAAAAACGCCAGCUUUCAUCAUUUCCGUGCAGUUCAUGGUUCAGCAGAUCAUGAACUCCAUAUCCGGAAUGACAUUGGAGAAUAGCAAAGGCGACAAAGCUAUAAUGAAGAAGUUCAGCAAAGAAAUCGACUCGGUGAUGCUGACGCUGGUGAAGACCGUAAAUUCCCGAGUGAUUUCCGGCAUUGGCCGUGACGCGAUUCUCGAGCUGCUCACGAAGAAUGCCGAUUAUCACGCGCUGGAUUGGGGUCUGAAACUGGUCCAAAGCGACGGCCUGUACCGAUUGAUGGACGUCGCUUCGGAGUUACCCGAAGUUCGGUACGAAUCAUCGAUGGAGGUCACAUCGGAGACGAAGCCAAAAGUAUCAGUCUGUCUCGAUCGUCUCUGGUAUUGCAUGGAUCACGACGCGGCGAAAGAUCUCUACCGCGACAAGGUCAUGAGCUUCGUUGACGAGAAGCUGACUACAGGCGACGCCCUGGAGCCGAAGAUUCGCGCUACCGCUGCCAUAACGGCCUUGCUCCUGGGUCCUCUGGAGGCGGGAAAUAGCGUUCUAGCCCGAUCCGGGGUCGUGGAGAUGAUGAUAGCCAUGGCGGGAUCCGACGACGAGGUUCAACAGAGAGUCGCCGCCGAGGCACUGAUCGCGGCGGCCUCCAAGAAAGACAAAUGCACUUCAAUACUGUCGACGGGUACGAGCAUCCUCAAGAAUCUAUACAAGAGUCAGAACGAGAACAUUCGUGUUCGCGCCCUCGUGGGAUUGUGUAAACUCGGCAGUUUCGGCGGCCACGACGCGGCCAUGAGACCUUUCAGCGAUGGAGCAUCGCUGAAAUUCGCUCAGUCCUGCAGAAAAUUCUUGGUGAAUCCGAGCAAGGACAAAGACAUACGCAAAUGGGCUGCGGAGGGCUUGUCGUAUUUGACGCUGGACGCGGACGUGAAAGAGGACCUCAUCGACGACAAAGCUGCGCUCACGGCUCUGAUAAAUCUCGCCAAGGAGCUCAAGAGCACUGUGCUUUACGGUGUUGUCACUACCCUGUGCAAUCUCACCAACAGUUACGAAAAACAAGAGGUUAUCCCCGAAAUGAUCGAAUUGGCCAAAUUCGCUAAGCAACACAUCCCUGAAGAGCAUCCUCUCGACGCGAAGGAGCACGUCGAGAACCGGACACGCAUCCUGGCGGAGAACGGAGUCACGCAUGCCCUCGUGGCUCUGUCGACGACAGAUUCAAAGAAUUCUCGAGAGAUAAUUUCGAGGAUUUUCAAUGCAAUUUGUGAACUUCCGGAACUCCGCGGAAUCGUUGUGCAGCAGGGUGGGGCGCGUUGCCUCCUGCAGCUGACUCAGAAUAACACCGCUCCAGGGAAGGUGAUCGCGGCUCAAGCUCUGGCCAGAAUCGGUAUAACGAUCAACCCCGAAAUCGCGUUCCCGGGACAGCGAGCCUACGAUGCCGUGAAGCCGCUCAUGGAUCUGCUCGAUGCCAGCAAUACCGGCCUUCAGAACUUUGAGGCGUUGAUGGCUCUGACGAAUCUGGCGGCCGUGAGCGAUUCGGUCCGCAAGAGGAUCGUCAAAGACGGACUCAAUCCAAUUGAACACUAUGUUUUCGAAGAUCACGAGCAGCUCCGCAGAGCAGCUACGCAAUGUCUGCUCAAUCUUAUGGUUCUGGAAGAGACGCAGAGAAUGUUCGAGCACGGAGAGAGAGUGAAAUUGUUCACCUUGAUUCUCGGCGAAGAGGACAUGGAUACUAGGAUGGCCUCAGCUGGUGCUCUAGCAAUUCUCACUUCGAAUAGUGAAAUAGCGUGCGCAAAGAUCGUCGGAGUGCGAGCGUGGGAGGACAUAAUCGGAGCCGCGUGCCUUACCGAAAACGUUGAGCUCCAAUACCGUGGCUUCUGCAUCCUGUACAAUCUGGUCGCGUAUAGGAAGGAUGUGGCUCUUAAAAUGGAAGGAGACUCGAAACUCUUCCAAAUGUGUCAAGCCGUGGAACAGGUCGGUCAAAUUGAAGAGAGAACGAGGACCUUAGUUCAGGAGAUCUUGAAGAAAAUCCAGGAAUGGAAAGACAACAAGGACGAUCCAGCCAACGAAGCGAAAAUUCCCGAAGAAAACCGAGUGGAGUAGAUGACCGCGCUUCCCGGAACGUCCUGUUCAUAGAGGAAAAUCAAACCGAGGUGACUCGCAAGCCCAGGGCUAUGGUGUUAAGGACGACCUGAGCAGGCCGAGCCUUCUUUUCUACAAAAUAGAGCAUGAGAGC